AUGUUGAACAGAAUGCCAUAUCAUGUGGGAAUAGCGGAUAGGGAACUACGACGCAUGGGCAUGGGCAUGAGGAUGGGGAUGGCGAUGAUGGAGGACAACGCAGUGGAGUUUUGGAGAAUCGGGUUACGGAAAUGCAUACCUACAAAUGCAAUUGAAUUUGCUGAAAUGAAGAAAGUACAUCUUGAAGAGUUGCCCAAUCUAAGAAGUUUUUAUUUAGGAGACAUGGUUGAAUGGCCAUUCUUAGAGAAUGUGAUUGUGAAGAACUGUCCCAACUUUAAGAAGUUUGGUUUGGGAAAGAUAAAUAAGUCACAGUUAAAGUCAGUUCUGAUGGUGGAAAAUGAAGUGCAAAUUGACAUUGACACAAAGGUUGCCCAUCUUUUUGAAUCAUCGGAUGACGAAUUGUCAAAUAUUACCAAGUAUAAUAUUGAUGACGGCGAGGAGUUGAAUGAGAAAAUCGAUAAUCUUCAACCUUCCCAUUUCACCAAACUUGAGGUGCUUCGGGCGAAAAAUUGCCAUGGACCGAUAUUACGUGAUUUUUUGUAUAUUUUGAUAAGUCGGUCACACCAACUUGAAGUCAUCAACAUUGAGCAAUGCUAUUCAUUACAUUAUUUGUUUCACACUGCUAAACCUUCUGAAGAAAGAGAUGGAGAUGGUAUAUAUUUCACACGGCUAAAGGAACUAAAAUUAACAAACAUAGAUGGGAUGGAACGAAUAUGGAGGAAUGACGGACCAGAAACUCUUGGCCUCGGAAACCUGCAAAUUUUACACAUCAAAGAUUGUCACUUUCUGACACAUAUUUUUUGUUGGUAUCCAGUGGAAAAGCUUCACCAACUAAAAGAAUUAGUCAUAGAGUCGUGUGGAGCAUUCAUUAGUGUUUUUAUUCUCAUUUUCAAUGAUGAUGGUUCAACACGUAAUUUCCCAUUACUAAGCAAGGUGAAGUUUAAAUAUCUCCCAAAGUUUACCUAUUUCUGUGACGGUCAUCUCGAAUUCCCAAGUCUCAAGUAUUUGACCAUAGAAAGAUGUCCAUUGUUGACAAAAUUCACAACUGGACAUGCAAUUUCCAUAAUUGAUGGCAAGUCUUUCCCUGAAUUGAAUGAGAUCGUCUUUAACAAUAACGACAAUUUUGUGUGCGUCUUCUCUUUUGAGGCAUUACAAGAGUUGAAGAACUUGAAGAAAGUGUCUGUGAAUCAUUGUAAGGAAUUGAAAACAAUAUUCAAAGUUAAUGAGUCUUGUUCUACACCUCUCCUACAACAACUACAUGAACUAAUUUUAAGUCAUCUUCCAAUGUUAACUCAAAUCAUCAACAAUGAAAUUUCAAGGUUGUAUCCAAAUCUAAAAAUCCUACAAGUGAAGCAAUGUAAGUCUCUUAAUUGGCUACCAGUGCCUCUAACACUAACAAAUAUGAAAAUUUCUGAUUGUGAGGCAUUGGAGAGAAUUAUGAUCAUUGAAGAAGAAGAAGAGGGAACAAGAGAGAAGUUCAUCUUUCGGGAAUUGAAGAGUGUUUCUCUUGAAAAUCUACCGAAACUCUCCAUUGUCUUUCCUUCAAUAUUUAAAUUUCCAUCAUUAGAAACAUUAAAAAUUGCAAAUUGUUAUGCUACAAGGAGUUUUGUUGAAGAUUCUAAAGCUUUUGCAGAAUCAUCUACGACCAACUAUUUCUUCCCAAAUUCAUUGUUAUUGGACAAACUAAAGGAAUUUCAUAUGAUGAAUAUGCAUGUUGAGAAGCUCUGGCAUCAUGGUUAUCCCUCUGAGUCAUUUUGUGGAUUGGAAAAUCUAUGUUUGACCAACAACAAUAAAUUGUUGAGUGUUAUCUCCUCCAGCAUGAUCAUGAGAUUCAAGAAAUUGAGAAAAAUAACUUUGGACAAAUGUGAAUUAUUAACGGAAGUAUUUAAUUUUGAAGAUGAUGACAAUCUAGAUAAUAAUAUCCAAGAAAUACUUCCUCAACUACAGGUAAUAGCAUUGAUUGAACUAAUGCAACUGAAAUAUGUAUGGAACAAGGAACCUCAAGUUCCAUUGUGCCUGAAUUUGGAGUCACUGUACAUUGUCCACUGUGGUAGCCUCAAAAAAUUAUUCUCAGUUUCUUCUGUCAAAAAUCUUGGAAAACUUAAAAUACUUAGGCUUUGUAAUUGUGAAGAAAUAGAAGAGAUCAUUUAUAGUGAUAUAAAUGAAGAUGGAAAGGUGCCUAUCAUUUUCCCCCAACUAGAAUGUCUUGUACUCAAGGAUCUUCCAAAGUUGGUCAAUUUUUAUAAGAAAAGUAUAACUUUGAAUUGGCCUGAGUUGAAGACGGUGAGGGUGAUCAAUAUUCCAAAUAUGAAAACAUUUUCAAAUGGAACCGUCGUGACACCGUUUUUAAGAUCAAUUUAUGUAACAUUUGUGAAGAAAGUUUGGCUCGGAAGUUUGAACCACUCCAUAUCAUAUAUGCACCACAAUUCAGAAUUAAUUAAAAUGCAUAAAACCAAGGAGGAAGGGAGUGAAGUAGAAAAAGGCAAAGAGAUUGAUCAACAUGCAACUUCAUAUUUUGUUUAG
Molecule: messenger RNA, 2523 nt
Organism: Sphenostylis stenocarpa
Lineage: Eukaryota; Viridiplantae; Streptophyta; Magnoliopsida; Fabales; Fabaceae
Source: the annotation of a GenBank genome assembly